AUGGCCCAAGACGCCCUCGAGGACCCCUUUAACCCCUCGACCGCACCCGACAACAAAUCCGACCUCGCCCCGCCCGCUCCGCUCGUCAAGGCCCACCGCCCGACCCUCACCACCCUCCUCUCGACCGCCGACCUCGACCACGCCAACCGCGACCAUGAGGCGCCCGACCUCGACCUCCCACUCGCCCCGCCCCUGAGCCACGACGUCCUCACGGGCCCACAUUGGGACGCGAGCGCCUUCCUCCUCGAGCGCCGACACACGCCCCUCGACGACCUGCGCUCCGAGCUGCGCGCCUACCUCGCCACCCUCCGCACCUCGCUCGUCGGCGUCAUCAACGAGGAGUACGAGGCCUUUAUCGGCCUCUCGCUCGGCCUCAAGCACGCCAACGUCGCCCAGUCGCUCGCCACCAUCCGCCGCCCCGUCCUCUCGAUCCGCGGCGAGGUGACGCGCGUCCGCGCUCAGCUCGACGACAUGCGCUCCGACAUGAGCCGCGUCCUCGACGAGCGCAAGGACGUCCGCGAGAGCAAGGCCAUGAUGAGGCGCCUCCUCUCGACCGAGGACGCCGUCGACAAGGUCGAGGGCCUGCUCCGGCUCGGCGACGGCUCCGACAAGGAACGCGCCAUCGACAUGUCGGUCGACUCGCCCGCCAAGCGGUUCGAGCGCGUCGCGAGCGAGUACACCCACAUGCGGUACCUUGUCGAGCGAGCAGGCGACCUGCCCUUUGUCCACUCUCUCCAACCUCGCAUCGACCGCACCACGGCGGCCCUCCACUCGGACCUGUCGUCGCUCCUGUCGUCCAUCCUCGCCGGCUCGCCCUCGGCGCCCUCGUACCGCGACGAGCUCACGACGGCCCUGCGCACGUUCGCGUCGCUCGGCCUCGUCGACCGGGCCGAGGACCUGAUCCGCACCGAGGUCGUGCGCCCGUUCACGCGCCGCGCCAUCCACCGCGACGCUCUUUCGACCUCGGCGGCGCCGGCGCCAGCAGCAGGAGGGGCAGCACCGGCGUCGCACGCGGCGCACGUCCCGGUCCCGUACCGCUUCGAGCCGCUGCCGGUCCCGAGCCCGGCCGACGCCUCGUCGUCGUCGUCGUCGUCGACGGCGGCUGGCGCGCCGCAGCUCGCCGCGCUGUACAACCGCGUCCUCGGCUUUGUCUCGACCGAGUGCGGCGUCGUGCUCGACGUCGCAGAGCGCGUGCUCGCCGACGUCGCCGUGCCCGACCCGGCGACUUCGGGGUCGGGGUCGGGAGAGGCGGCGGGAGGCGCAGAGGGGGAGGACGAGGCGCAGGACGACGAGCGCGUGCAUGGGUUCGAGGUGCUCGCCAACGUCGUCGUCGACGAGGUCGCGACAGCGUUGAUGGGCGAGCUGGGCAGCGUCGUGUUCGCGGCGGGCCGGCCGGCCGUGUUCCACCAGAACUACCUCCUCACGACGGCCCUCAUCUCGCGCCUCGAGUCGCUCUCGCCCACCCUCCCUCGCCUCGCCUCGCUGCGCGCACACCCGUCCCUCGUCGCCCUCCUCAAGCGGUUCCAGCUCCCCGUCUACUUCCAGCUGCGCCUCAAGGACGCCGUCACGCACGUCGAGCGCGCGUUCGACGUCGGGAGCGCGAGCGGCGGUGGCGCCGACGGGUGGGUCAUGAGCGAGAGCGAGGCCGUGUGUAGGGCUGUCGCAAGGUGCUGGGACGACGAGGUGUGGCUCGAGGAGCUGUCGGGCAGGUUCUGGAGGUUGACGCUGCAGAUCAUCAGCCGGUACCGCACGUGGCUCAACGACAACGUGCCGCGCUACGUCCUCCCGUCGAGCCCGUCAAACGCCAACCUGUCCGGCCUCGAGGGCGACCGCAGUCGGCUCGCUCCUUCGGCCAGCAGUACUCGCCCGGGCACGCCGAGCAGCACGCCCGUCGCCGGGACCGACGACGUGUCGGAGGAGACGACGCUGCGGCAGCUCACGGUGCUUGUCGCCGACGCCGUCACGAUGGAGCGCCGCAUCAUGGAGCUGUUCGAGACGAGGAUCCGCGCCAAGCUUCCUGAUGGUGACCAGGCCGACGCUGCAGACGUCAUGCGCGAGUCACUCUCGGCCCUCACGUCGCUCGUGCCGUCCCUCUCGUCGCAGAUCACGACGAUCCUCAUCAAGCGCUCGGUCGAGCCGCUCAAGCUCGUGCGCUCGGUCGCGAGCCAGGUCCGCGCGUCGACCCGCAAAGGCCCGAGCGAGCCGAGCUACUUUGUGCACUCGAUCCUCAAGGAGCUGAGGGCGUACGCGGGCGGGCCGGGCAGGGUCGUCGACGACGAGACGAGGAGGAAAUGGGCGACGGUCGUCGUCGAGGACAUUGCUGGGCGCUACGCCGCCAUCCUCUCGACGCAGAAGAAGACCGAGGACUCGCUGCGGUGGCUCAAGAAGGGCCGCCAAGGGCUCAGCUUUUUCGGUCGCGCCGCGUCGAGCGCACCGGCCGACGACGGGCCUUCGGACGACGAGCGCGUCAAGGCCCAGAUGCAGCUCGACGUCGAGGCGCUCGCGCGCGACGCGGUCGCGCUCGGGGUCGACGUCGACGAGAGCGACGCGUUCCAGGCGCUCAGGAGGGCGACGGUCGGCGGCGAGGGCAAGGACGAGGGCAAGUAG
This is a messenger RNA of Rhodotorula graminis WP1, 2607 nucleotides long. RefSeq lists its product as uncharacterized. NCBI's taxonomy places the organism in Eukaryota, Fungi, Basidiomycota, Microbotryomycetes, Sporidiobolales, Sporidiobolaceae. The coding region runs from base 1 to 2607 and encodes 868 amino acids. The record is from RefSeq and is a predicted model, not a curated record. Gene Ontology annotation, biological process: protein transport; Golgi organization; intra-Golgi vesicle-mediated transport. Gene Ontology annotation, cellular component: COG complex; membrane. The transcript is spliced from 8 exons.